Paramecium sonneborni is the source of this 2432-nucleotide messenger RNA. The record is from the annotation of a GenBank genome assembly. Lineage: Eukaryota; Ciliophora; Oligohymenophorea; Peniculida; Parameciidae.
AUGAAAAAUAGAGUUCCUUUGAGAGAAUAAAAGCCAUUUGGUCACCUUUAAUAAAAAUAAGAUAUUAAAGAAGAAAAAGGACCAGCAAAUUUCGUUGUUCCUGUUUAAACAACAAAUAAAAGAAAAUCAAAUUUACUUAAUAAUAAAGCAUUUAUAGCAGCAAUUAAGAAAGCUUGGCAAACAGGAAAUCUAGCCUUAGUGCAUUAUGAUUUAUAAGAUUUUCCAGAUGAAAUAAUUAAUAUUGACACAAUAAAUUUAGAGGGAGAAGAAUGGUGGUAAAAAUGUCCUUUAACUAAAUUGGAUUUAACCAAUAAUAGCAUUCAAGAAAUACCACUUUAUGAUACGUAUAUUUCAUAUGAAUACUUAGAUUAUAAGAUUUAUAAGUAUUGAGAUUAGGAAACAAUAAAAUUAGCAGAUUUCAUUUUGAUUUGACUUAGCAAUUUUUAAAUUUGAAAUCAUUAACACUUCAAAAUAAUCAAUUAGUAGAAUUUUCUUGUCGACUUGAUUCUAUAGUUGAAUUGAAUUUAGCUGAUAAUAAACUAACUGGAAUUGAUAAUCUCUAUUUUCCAAAUUUAGAAUUACUUGAUAUUUCCAAUAAUUAAUUUUAGCAACUUCCAUCUUAUCUACCUCCUUUAAUUAAAAAGAUAUGUGCUAUUGGAAAUAAAAUACAAACAAUUAAACAAUUAGAUUUAAUAGAGUGUAAGAAAUUAGAAGAUAUAUAAUUAUCUAAGAAUUUAAUUACUUUUAUAGAAGAGGGAUCAUUUCAUAAUCUUAUUUAAUUAAAAAUAUUAGAUUUAAAAGAAAAUAAACUUAAAUAUUUUACUCAAGAAUUACUUGGAAUUAAUCAUGAAUGUUUAGAUUCAAUUCAAUUAUCUUUCAAUUAAUUAGAAGUAUAUAAUUGUUAUGAAGGAAUUUAAAAUUUAUCUGUACUUUUAUUAAAUAAUAAUAAAAUAAAAGAAUUGCAUUAAGAAAUUAUUAAUUUAAAAAACUUAAAGACUCUUGAUAUAUCAAAUAAUGAUUUAGGAGAUUUACCGUCAUAAUUAGGAUUUUUAACUUAAUUAGUAAGAAUAUAAUUAGAAGGCAAUCCAUUAAAAUGUAUCAGAUCUAAUAUUAGAAGUGCAGGAGCUCUUUAAUUAAAAAAAUAUCUUUAAUAAAGGACUGAAGAUGCAGCUAAAUUAGAAAUUUAAGCAGAUCCAAAAUUAAAAUAAUAGUUAUAUUAAACUAAUAAUAUAUGGGAAGAAUAUUUAAGAAAUUUCUUACAUAAAGAUGAAUUAGCUAUAAGAUAAAAAAAUAUAAAUCAAAUAGAUAAUUGUGUAUUUAGAUUAACUAAUUUGAUUAUUAUUGAUUUUUCAUAAAAUAACAUUGAAGUUAUACCAGAUUAAAUACAAUAAUUAUAAAAUCUUAAAAAAGUUAGUUUUAAUGAAAAUAAGAUUUCUAAGAUUUCAUUAUAUUUGUUUAAUUUAAGAGAUUUAGUUGAAUUAGAAUUGAGAUAAAAUAAAAUUUAAUAAUUACCUUCAAAAGAAUAAGUAUAUUUACCAAAUUGUAUAUAUUUUACUUUAUUUUUUAGUAAUUCAUCUUGAUUUAGGUAAGAAUUAACUUUAACAGAUUCCUAAAUUUAUACCUGAUUUAUUAAAACUCAGAAGAUUGUUAUUAGCUUAUAAUUAAAUAGAUUCAAUAUAGAGUUUAUUAUAAAAGGAAUCAAUUAUAGAAGUACUUGAUAUUAGUAGCAAUUCAAUAGAUUAAUUGAGUGAUGUAAAGAAUUAUUUUAGGAAUAUAGGAUAUCUAUUUUAAAAUGCCUAAUUUACAGCAUUUAAAUUUAUAAAAUAAUAAUAUGAGAACAUUUCCUACAAUUUUAGGUUUCAUGUCUUUAAAAACAUUAUAAAUUGAUGGGAAUCCAACAAAAUUAAUUAGUAGAUAAAUAAUAGAUAAAGGGACUGUUCAUAUUUUAGAUUAUUUGGCGAAAAAACAUCCAUUAAAUUAGAUUCCUCCUAAGAUUUAACCUAUAUUAGUAGAUGAUUAAAUAUAGGAUAAUUAAUCUUAAAUGUCUUAAUAAUUGAAUACAAAAUAGAGAUAAAUAAAUUAAAGUGGUAAAUCAUCAAUAUCUUCAUAAAUGCUUGUAGAGGAAACAAGAUAAUAAAGAUAAUAAUAUUAAUAAUAUUAAUAAUAAUAAAUAAUAUAGGAAUAACCAUAAUAAUUUUAAUCUUAAUAAUAAUAAUAAUAAUAUGCAGAUGUAGGAUAGUUGAGAAUUGAAUUAUAGAAUUUAGAUUUUUAAAUUAGGUAUAAGAAAUAAAUAUAAAAUUGUUAGAUAAUUGGAGAGAGAAUUAAAUGAAAACUUUUCACUAAAUAAGUUUUAAAUUUAAGAGAAAAGAAAAUAUUUAUAGUCAAUUAUGUUGUAAAGAUCUGCUAUAAUAUAAUAAAUAAAUGGUUAUUGA